AUGGCGCCUCCCGCAGCAGUCCCUGAGAGCGUCCUGAAGAAGCGGAAGCGGGACGAGGACUGGGCCACCAAGAAGGCCGCGGCGGCAGCAGAGGCCAAGCAGAAGUCCGUUGCGACUCGCAAGGAGAUCUUCAAGCGGGCAGAGCAGUAUGUCAAGGAAUACCGCACGCAGGAGCUGGACCUCAUCCGCCUGAAGCGGGAGGCCAAGGCCAAGGGCGGCUUCUAUGUGGAGCCGGAGGCCAAGCUGGUGUUUGUGAUCCGCAUCCGCGGUAUCAACGAUGUGGCCCCCAAGACCAAGAAGAUCCUGCAGCUGCUGCGCCUGCGCCGAAUCAACACCGGCGUCUUCCUCAAGGUGAACAAGGCCACCAUGAGCAUGCUGCAGCGCGUGGAGCCGUACGUGGCCUACGGCUACCCCAACCUGAAGACCGUCAAGGAGCUCAUCUACAAGCGCGGCUUUGGCAAGGUCAACAAGUCCCGCAUCCCGCUGACCGACAACGGCGUGGUGGAGGGGGCGCUGGGCGGCCACGGCAUCAUCUGCGUGGAGGACCUGGUGCACGAGAUCUUCACCGCGGGGCCCGCCUUCAAGCAGGCCAACAACUUCCUCUGGCCCUUCAAGCUCUCCUCCCCCAAGGGCGGCCUGGACAAGAAGCGCCUGCACUACAUUGAGGGCGGGCAGGCGGGCAACCGGCAGGAGUACAUCAACAACCUGGUGCGCGCCAUGAACUGA
Messenger RNA from Chlorella variabilis, 726 nucleotides. RefSeq lists its product as hypothetical. The coding region runs from base 1 to 726 and encodes 241 amino acids. Gene Ontology annotation, cellular component: cytosolic large ribosomal subunit. The transcript is spliced from 7 exons. The record is from RefSeq and is a predicted model, not a curated record. Lineage: Eukaryota; Viridiplantae; Chlorophyta; Trebouxiophyceae; Chlorellales; Chlorellaceae. Gene Ontology annotation, molecular function: RNA binding; structural constituent of ribosome. Gene Ontology annotation, biological process: maturation of LSU-rRNA from tricistronic rRNA transcript (SSU-rRNA, 5.8S rRNA, LSU-rRNA).